Messenger RNA from Dichomitus squalens LYAD-421 SS1, 2322 nucleotides. Its product is annotated as Metallo-dependent phosphatase. Gene Ontology annotation, molecular function: hydrolase activity. NCBI's taxonomy places the organism in Eukaryota, Fungi, Basidiomycota, Agaricomycetes, Polyporales, Polyporaceae. The transcript is spliced from 10 exons. Gene Ontology annotation, biological process: nucleotide catabolic process. Bases 1 to 2322 code for a protein of 773 amino acids. The record is from RefSeq and is a predicted model, not a curated record.
AUGACAACGCUCAGCAUUGCUCAUUUCAAUGAUGUCUACCGCGUGCAACCGUUCAAGCUGCAUCCCAAAUCCCCGGAGACGAUCGAUGUAACCCAAUGGGCUGCCUUGCUUGACGAUGUUCGAGAUCAGUGGCCUCUAAGGGAAGAUGGAAAGCGUGACGGACUGGUAUUAUUCUCGGGCGACGUUUUCAGCCCAUCGGUGGAGAGCUCUGUCACUAGAGGAAGUCAUAUGGUUCCCAUCAUGAAUGCAAUCGCUCCAGAUAUCUCCCUUACAGGAAACCACGACUUCGACUUCGGGUACCCUCAUCUAUCCAAGCUGAUCAAAGACACAAACUUUCCAUGGCUCCUGAGCAACAUCAUCGACACUGAGACUUCUCGUGUCCCGGAAGGCUUGCUCGAGUUCUACGUGUUCGAGCGAGCCGGUAUCCGUAUUGGCAUCAUUGGGCUCGUGGAGAAGGAAUGGAUAGCCACCGUCUCCACUUGGCCAUCCAACUUCAAGUACAAGGACAUGGCGGAGGUCGCUAUCGACCUUUCCAAGCGUUUGCGGGACCCAGAAGGCGAGCACAAGUGUGAAGUCGUCAUUGCACUGACUCAUGCCAGGUCGGCCCGCUUAGAACGGACUCAAUUUCUCUUUGACAAAGUGGCUUGCUACCAGGACGUCGCGCUUGCCAAGGCGAUUAACGCUCUGUCACCGUCCGCACAAGAGACGAACCCUAUCCAUAACCUACAUGGCGCCGAUAUCAUCUUCGGAGGUCAUGACCAUCUGUACUACAUAUCCAAGGGCGUAACGUCUUGGGAAAAUUACGACGUGAACCAGGAGGUCCUUGGCGGAGAGCAGGAUCAUGGCGACGUCCUCGUCGUCAAGAGCGGAACGGACUUCAGGGACUUAAGUGAACUAACCCUGGAACUUGCAGAUACCCCUGAAGGGAGCGUGCGGAGGAAGGUUAUCAAGGUUGUCAAAGGAAAGCAUCAUGAAACGAGGCCAGACUGCAGGAAGAAUGAGCGUGUGGCAGAACUGCUCAAGGAUCUCCUUUCGUCUGUCUCCUCUGCACUCAAAACACCCGUCUGCAAGAGCGCGGUGGAAUUGGACCUCCGCUCUUCGCUGAUUCGCGUGCAAGAAACCGCUGCAGCGAACUGGUUUGCCGAUGUCCUCCGUCAUGCAUACGAUGAUGCGCUUUGUCUUCAGACCGGCGGAGGGUCCGACGGUGUUUUCAUUUGCGCUGGUACCCUGCGAGGAGACUCAGUAUAUGGCCCGGGUCCCAUAACCCUGGGAAAUAUUCUCGAGAUCUUGCCGUUUGAGGAUCCGAUCGUCGUCCUUGAACUGGAUGGCGAGACCAUCUGGGCUGCGCUCGAAGCAUCGCUCGAGACGUGGCCGGCGCAAGAAGGACGCUUCCCGGUGAUCUCUGGCUUCCGUGUGUCUUGGGACUCCCGUCGUCCCCCGGGCCAACGCGUGCUAGGCGUCUGGCUUCUCCAGGAGCAACCCAGUGGUAGCACGAGCAAUUCUGGUGCCACCACUCCCACGUCGCCCGCGCACAGUGGUUACGUAUCUUCGGAACGGCGAGGGUCUGCAUCGUCUUCUAUGACGAGCCUAUUGCAGAACACGGCAACACAGUCGACAGUGACCCUCGUUGACGGGGAGCCGAUCCAGCGCACGAAGGGCGGUAAGAUGUACAAGAUCGUCACACGAGAAUAUAUGGCGCAAGGCCAUGACGGCUUCAUACCUCUCAAGGGAAAGAAUUAUCUCGUAGACGACGAGAGCGGGCAACUCAUGAGCGCCAUUGUCCGCAAAUACUUGCUGGGCUGCCGCUUCGUGAACCGCCUCUCACGCAUGGCCAGCAUGCACUCAUUGCAACUCCUCGACCCAGAGACCCCUGCGGUCAUCUCUCGCGAGAGAGCCCGCCAAUCGCACGCUUCGCGCCGCUCUCGUUCCAAGUCCAAGGACAGGCUCUCGGGGACGCGUGCCAAGAGCCCGGUAGGUACGCUCAAGGAUGCGUCUUCUCCUCGCUCAUUGAGCCCUGGGCGGGCUAUUGGCGACUUGUGGAGACGCGCCGCGGGCAUCGCUCUGCGAUGGUCGCGUGGACACUACCGCGACCAUAUGCGCAUCUCGGGGCGCGAACACAUGAGUGAAGUCGACUGCUUCGAUGGCGAGACGAUGAGGAAGGGGAAGUUUGACAAGGAUCGAACGAAGGAAGAGAGCCAGGACACUGAGAAGAAACAAGGCAAGGGAGGGGAGGAGAAUGCAGAGCUGACUGGCUCGGGGGAGGACCUGGCAACCAUUCAUCCUAUCGUGGACGGUAGACUGAAGGAUGAAGGAAGGAAGUGA